Molecule: messenger RNA, 1427 nt
Organism: Neocloeon triangulifer
Lineage: Eukaryota; Metazoa; Arthropoda; Insecta; Ephemeroptera; Baetidae
Product: major royal jelly protein 1-like
Exons: 3
Coding region: 86-1324 (412 amino acids)
Cellular component (GO): extracellular region
Source: RefSeq, a predicted model, not a curated record
GAUAACAGAAAAGCGCUUACCAGGUGCACAAACAGAAAGGGAGAUGCAAAAUGUUGAAGACUAAAAAUUCUGAACCAGUUUAAAAAUGGAGUUCAGAUUUGUGGCACCUGCAAUUAUCAUUACUUUAACAAGUUGCUGCGCUCAACCAGCCUUGGAAGAGUUUGCAUCUUGGACUUUCCUUGACUUUGAAAACAACUCAGCGGCUGAUUAUGUGCCAGAAAAUAACGUUUUCACUGGAAUACAGGUUUCAAAAGAAAGAGUGUUUCUAUCGCUACCCAACCUCCGGCGUGGACAACCCGUGACCCUGGCCACAAUCCCCGCGACCUCUGCAGGCAUCAAAAACCCUCUCCUCAAACCGUUCCCAAACUGGCAGUGGCAAAGAGGAAGCAAGGACAAUUGCCACUCGUUGGUGUCCGUUUUCCGUACCAGGCUGGAUCCCUGCGGUCGCCUGUGGGUUUUGGAUUCUGGCUCGGUUAAUGUGAUGGUUCAGUCUGAGCAAAUCUGCCCGCCAAAACUGCUCACUUUCGACGCUGAGUCCGGAAAGGAACUCGACAGGGUCGUCAUUCCCGAAAAACUGCUCGGAUCGGACUUCCAAAUGGUCGCCCUCGCCUUGGACACGAAACACAGUGACCAGCUUUUGGAAAGUUGUGACCACACGGCCAGCAUGGUCGUUUACAUGAGCGCCAAUGUGGGCAACAUGGUCGUCUACGAGAGGAAAACGCGCCACUUUUGGCGGCACACACACCAAACUUUCAGUCCAGACGAAAAGCACGCAAAUAUCUCCAUUCAAGGUGAAAUUUUGAACAUGCCCGACGGAGUUUUGGGGAUGACCGUGGGUUUCUAUCGAGGAAGGAAAGUCCUUUUUUAUCAUCCGCUGGCUGGUCUGCAAAUCUACGCCCUGCCAGUCUCUGCCCUCCAACUUCAAAAAUCGCACCACCUGCGCCCUAUCAAGAUUUGGAAAAAGAGUUCUCAGGGCGCAGGGUUGAUCGUCAACAACCAGGGUCACCUCAUUUUCAGCCCUUUGAGUGAACUCGAAGUUUUAUCGCUGGAUUUUGAAGAGAGAAAAUUAGAAUUAUUGGCGCAAGACGCGGAAAAGCUGCAGUUUGUCAGUGACAUGGCAUUUAGUCCGAGCGGCGAUCUUUGGAUUUUGGCGGACAAAUUUCACGCGUACAUGAAUAUGAAGUUCAGCAAAAACGGCACCAAUUUGAGGGUGCUAAGAAUUCAGGGUGAAAAUAAGCCUCAACGGCACUGUAAAGACCUUUUUGUAGUCGACUGCAAGGGUUCCAAAUGCUUUUUUAAAUUAUUUCCGUGCAUUAAACGUUGAUUUAAAAUCUACACAUUUAAAAAAAAGAUGAUAAUGAACUUUUAUAAUUUUUACAUAUAAAAAUUAUACCACCUGCAACUAGAAUAAUGUAAUAAUUACAUAA